AUGCCUGCCCAACGUCCGCAAGUACGACGUUCAGAACAAAUCAAAGCGCGCAUCAAAACUACGAAGAUGGCUACACAAAGGCCCCCGCGUGGUAGUAGGGGGGGAGGUAUAACUCGUGGUACGAGGGGACGAGGUGGUGGGGGUGCAAUAGUGUCCAACACCAUCCAGCAACUGUCCACUGCUGUCACUACUAACUAUAUGGCUACCCCUGCUGCUACUCCCACCACUGCUACUCCUGCCACUGCUACUCCUACCACCACUGCUGGCAGGGUUACUGUCAGAUGGGAGACCUGUGACUUUGAUCACACUGAUACCCUCAUACAGUUCCUUGAGACUCAUCCUGGCGCCUGCCAUGUGCUCUUCAAUGAGUCAAAAAAAUCCUGCAAUCCCACAAUAACUGAACCUGAAACUUUGGGGAGCCAGAAGAGUCAUAUCUGGGCAACAAUUGCUCAAACUAUUUUUGCAGAGGAUGAAGAGUAUGAAAAUGUAUAUGCACAAGACAAUCACAAGUUUGCACUUGCAGUGAGCAACCAUCUUAACUAUCUCAGAAACAAAUAUAAGAAACAUUGUGCUCGCUUUCUGCAGACCAGUGCUGGCAUCAACCCACUUGAUGCCACUGAACAAGUACUAGCUGACUUCCCUUGGUUCAAUGCACCCGAUGCCCUUUGGAAGGGCAAUCCAGUGUUUGUGCCAAAGACAAUUUUGUCUGCACCUGGUGUGGAUCACGCCAGUGGCAUGGCUGCCCUUACCCAAGGGAAAGGCAAGGGCAAAGAAAUAGCGCCCCCUCCCCCUGAUCCCUAUGAUACUGUUGGGGACACUGAGGGUGACCUUAUGAACAAUGUCACAGACUUGCCUCCGCUCACCCAAGGGAAGGGUAAGGAGAAAGCUCUCCCCCUUCCCUCCCCUGAUGAAUUCAUGGAUGAGACUCCCUCCCCCAACAAUAUUGACUGUUCCUCCCACAUCCCCCAAGUCAACCCUCCCCUCCCCCAUACCCUCUCCAAUGAUGCCAAUGAUGACAUGGAUGUCCAGCAAUGGGACAAUGUUGGGGAUGACAAUUUUGAGCUGGCUGAACAGGGGGACGAUCACGCCAUCCAAAUAUGUAUAUCUAACAAGCACCCUUACCCAUCCCCCUCACCGCCCCCUACAUACACUCCCUGCACCCCUAAAUUUCCCUCCUGCAGAAAAUUUCAGACACACACAGAUUGUGCUCUUAAUCGUGGUACCAUCCGCACACCCAAGCCACCAUCCUCUCUCCUGUCAUUGUCAUUGUUGGUGUCAUCGUCACACUCAUGCUCGCACACAUCAACAUCACCAUCAUCAUCUGCUCGCAGACCUGCCGCCUCCCAAAAGUCUUCCUCCCUCUUGAAGUGUGUUGAUUCCAAUAUGCAGGAUGUCCAGGGUCAGGUCCAGUCGCUCGCUGAUGGUAUGAACUACAUAUACACUGUGAAGGCGGCCGCUUCGGAGUACAAGAUUGUGAAAGCUGAGAUAGAAUGUGAUGAGGCUGCUGCCAUCCACCAGCAUUUGCAAGAGGCAAAGGCCUUGGAGCUUCAACUGCUUGAGGCCCAGGCCAAAGUUCAGAUGGAGAAACAGGCUGCCCUGCAGCUUGAGAUCAAGCUCCUCAAGUUGAAGGGGGGUGCAGCCUCAGCAUGA
Molecule: messenger RNA, 1650 nt
Organism: Suillus subaureus
Lineage: Eukaryota; Fungi; Basidiomycota; Agaricomycetes; Boletales; Suillaceae
Exons: 4
Coding region: 1-1650 (549 amino acids)
Source: RefSeq, a predicted model, not a curated record